CUGGACUGCAGUGGGAGUUUGACAGCGGCGGUCGGAGCUGCGCCACACAAACAAGGACGUGUGAAAGAAAGGAGGCUGUGUUUCUGUCCUCGUCCUGUUUUUUCCGGCCGCGCAAAAGCCCAGAGCCCCGCUCACCGGCGCCGCUCCUCCCGCCAUGCUCACACUGCAGAGGCUCCUGCACGACAAAGUCUGAUGCACAUGUUGGCCUCAGGCCCUGUCCACCAUCAUCAUGGUAGACAUGGAGAGCCCAUACAGCCCCCCAUCCCCUCUGGAGAACCCGGUGCUGGACAGCCCGCUCUGCAGGGACUUCAUGGGCGGUGUGGCGAACAUGCAGGACAUCUCGCAGUCCAUUGACGAAGAGGCGCUCAGCAGCCUGGAUGUGCCUGAGUACCAGUCGUCCGGCAUGUGCUCCAGCUCCGAGAGCUCCACUGUGCUAGAUGCCCUGACUCCAGCGUCAAGUCCAUCAUCAGGUGUGUGUGGGGCCGUGGCAGGUCAGGAGGAGUUCACCUCUGCCUCUCUGAAUCUGGAGUGCCGUGUGUGUGCAGAUCGCGCCUCAGGUUAUCACUACGGGGUCCACGCAUGCGAGGGCUGCAAGGGCUUCUUCAGGCGAACCAUUCGCCUCAAGCUAGAAUACGACAAGUGUGAACGCCACUGCAAAAUCCAAAAGAAGAACCGGAACAAGUGCCAAUACUGCCGCUUUCAGAAGUGCCUAUCUGUGGGCAUGUCCCACAAUGCUAUCCGCUUUGGCCGGAUGCCCCAGUCAGAGAAGCUGAAGCUGAAGGCUGAGAUACUAACAGGAGAGAAAGAGGUGGAGGAUCCUCGGCUAGCUGACCAGAAAACCCUGGCCAAGCAAAUCUACGAGGCUUAUCUGAAGAACUUCAGCAUGAACAAAUCCAAAGCACGGACCAUUCUAACGGGCAAGACAAACACACCACCUUUUGUCGUCCAUGACAUGGAGACUCUGCAGCUGGCUGAGCAGACUCUGGUGGCUAAGAUGGUUGGCACCUCAGGAGGGCUGCUCAAUAAAGAGGCGGAAGUGCGCAUCUUCCACUGCUGCCAGUGCACAUCUGUGGAGACAGUGACAGAGCUCACUGAAUUUGCCAAGUCUGUGCCAGGCUUCUGCAACUUGGACCUGAAUGACCAGGUAACGCUGCUGAAGUAUGGCGUGUAUGAGGCGCUGUUUGCCAUGCUGGCCUCCUGCAUGAAUAAAGACGGGUUGCUGGUUGCAUAUGGCAGCGGCUUCAUCACAAGAGAGUUUCUCAAGAGCCUGCGACGGCCGUUCAGUGACAUGAUGGAGCCUAAGUUCCAGUUUGCUAUGAAAUUCAACGCCCUGGAACUUGACGACAGUGACCUGGCUUUGUUUGUGGCUGCCAUCAUCUGCUGUGGAGAUCGACCAGGUCUAGUGAACAUCCCUCACAUAGAACGAAUGCAGGAGAGAAUCAUUCAUGUGCUGCAGCUACACCUUCAGAACAACCACCCAGACAAUGCCUUCCUCUUCCCCAAAUUGCUGCAGAAGCUAGCAGACCUGCGUCAGCUGGUGACAGAGCAUGCUCAGUUAGUGCAGGAGAUCAAGAAGACUGAGGACACGUCACUACAUCCUCUACUGCAGGAGAUCUAUAGAGACAUGUACUAAAGGAGACUCCUGUGGCUAACAGCUGAACCCUUGGCCCUUCCAGAGGGACGUGCUAGGGAACGGAAGAAGAGAGAAGGGCGCAAGUUUAGUCCUUCCCCAGAUGACUGAGGGCUUGUCCAGGAAUGCAGAGGUUCACUUGUUCCUCGGAAAAAUAAGGACAUGCUCUCAGGGGCAUCCUGAAUGUGUCCUUGAUGAAGACACACUGUUACCUAUCUCAAGGGCUGCCAAUAAACCACUUUGCCCAAGAGACAGUGGUGUCCAGGACAAGGCACAAAUCAGCUGACUGUACAGAAGGGAUGGUUUUGACUGGAGCUGUCAGAUCUUAGAGGGAUCUUCUUUGAAAAGAGUCAGUUUCAGGACAGUGCUUGAUCAAACUGGACUACUGUGUCCCUCUGCUUUUAGGUUUCUAAAAUGCGCACUGACCCACAUGGACUUCAUCAUGGGCCAGAGACUGUGAAAAACAGGCCUGGAAAUCAAACCUCUUGAUACAGCAAUAUGUCUUUUAAACUGAGAUGAGGGUGCAUUUGGGUAACACAGACUUUUUGUAGCCUAUGCGAUCUGUACAUAGAAACACACAAAAUGACUGACAUAAUAAUGGUUUAUGGUGCAUCAAGUAUAGGCACAUGUGCGUGCAAGAAAUCUGUAUUACUUGAAUGCAUUAAGAGCAUCUGAUAGAUUUACAGCAGAACACCCAAGUGACUUCAGAGCAGACCUCUGUUUAGCACUGCAGUGGACUCUCUUUUAAGAAAUCAACAGGGAUUAUAUGUGUUUUCUGAACAAUGCUUCCAAUGUAAUCUCACAUUUUUUAUACAGCGCCUCCCUCUUGGUUAGUACUUGGGCCUCAAGCCACACAGAGCAGCAAAAUGACUCUUUGUUAUCUGGAUAUAUAUGCCACUUUAAUCGCAGCAUUUGUUGGCAUUGGGGGUUCGAUGUAUCCAACCUCUCAUAGUAAGAGUGCUGAGUUAGGGUCUGUUGUUGCUUCUGUUUUAAGGGUGUUUUCACAUCCAGUUAGUUUGCAGGUCCAAACUAGUGCUUGUUUCUGAAAAUGAAGUAUUUUCGCUACAUGUCUGCUUUGCAUCAGUGGCCAGACGCUGAUAAUGCCGCACAGUGAAGCAAAAGUAAUUUUAUCACACUCCUUUUUUGUAAGCUAAACUUGCUGUCUUGCAAAAAAAGUCAAAAACGAUGGCUUUUCUUCUGAAAGUGCAGUUUGCUUUCUCACUUACAGCAAAACCACCUCAUCUCCCGAAAAACAGAUCCCAUUGCAAGCAAACCUUGGUGCACCAGGGUGCAGAAUGCGCAAUGCUAACGGUCCCAGUUUGAGAACUUGCAUCUAUGCAAGCACAAGAUGCUCUCCCUAAAAUCUAAUAUCUAAUAUACCUCUCUACCAAUGCCUUUAGACUAAGCACACCUCCGCUUAUUCCCAGACUGUGCUGUCUUUAUUAAAAGCUAGCAUUUUUUACCUAAACUAAGCUAAAGGUUAAUCUGAACCUUAAAGAAUGCAGGAAUUUCUCGACAUGUAUCUUUUUGCUGUUUUUCUUGCAGUAUCUGUCAUCUUCUGUUUCUUUCCUUCUUUCUUUUUCAGUAUUUGUCUGGUGGUGAUUCACAAUAUUCAAGCGUCCUCCCUCUAUUCAGCCAUUGCAUGUUUUGUGAAAGUCCCGACUGAGGGAGUUUUGAGUCACCACAUGCCAAUCCAAUUUUGCCCUCAGAAACUUGCAACUCCAGUGGGUUGAGUUGGUGAAUCCCAGGUUGCUUUGUACAUUCUGUCACCAGCCAGUCAUGCAAAAUCCAAAACAUGAAUGCUGGAGAACAGUAGUUUUCUAAUGGCAAUUGAGAGGAUUUAGCAUAACUUGUGACUGAAAUGAGGUGGGUGAAACUGUAAUAAUGGGAUUAGGUGGUCGCUUAUGUCAGGCUGUCUUGAAAACCACAGUGCCUCAUCUUGCCUGCAUUUAUAAUUACUUGUUUCAGUCAUGUAGGGAAAGGUUAAACACUUCUUGCUCACAACCACAGUGGGUUUCACUGUUACUGUCAUACAUCAGCCAAAUCAAAAAUCAAUGCAGUAAAAUAGCUAUUUUUACAUUGUCUUGUGAACAGAAAUAAGGUGGGUUUAAGAUUUAAUAAGCUUCUGCGUGUUGUGGUGUGGCGCAAAACUGUCAACAAAGUAGACUUGUCUAUAUUUUUAUGGGUGUGGGCAGUUUGCAGCAACUUUUCAAUCAACUUUUUUGCAGUUGUUUGCUAAAGCCUGGGUAAUUUAGGAAGUAUUAAUGUUAGGAUAACAGAUAAUACUGAUAAAGCAACCAAGUGAUCCCUCAAAGCUCUGGCAGAGUGACUAUAAUGAACAGUAGGUGUUAACCAUCAUUAUUUUUACCAGCCUGUAAAAAGCAGGUGUUGCUCACAAAUGUAUUGAAAGAUGAAUAGAUCAAUGCAUAAAAAUGAAAUGCCUGGAGACAGGCAGGGAUGUCCAGUUUUUUUUGUUUUGUUUAAACACCUUUUCAGCAGAUCGAAACUUAAGAAACACAUUUUUAGCUGCUGUCACUUACGAUGUCUCACAAUCAGAGCAGAGUAGACUAACCAUGGACCUCUAUCUCAAAUCAUGAUGUGUAAUAGAUUCUGAUAAUGUAAACCAUGUUAUAGAUUGUUAAGAAUCUGCUUCUAUGAUUGUGAGACUGGCUGUAGAGUCAUACCAUGUCAAAAAUGAUAAAGAAAGUUGGAGACUUUUAAGAGGAGGCCACAAUAAGACAAGUCAAAAGGCACUUUUCAGUGGAAACAGAUGGAAAGGAGCAUAUUUAGGGAAAGUCAUCAGGUGGCAUUUAAUGCUCAGCAGUUUAUUAACCAAUCAUCAGAUUUGUCCCAAACAUGGCGGUCAUGCUGCUUGGUCAGAUGGCAGAUUUCACGAACAGAUCUCAGAAAAACGUUUAGUCCAAAUCAAAAUAACUCCUCGUGGGUGACACCUAGAGAUUUGACAUGGAAUGACCCAAAAGCUUUUUGUGGUUUGUACUUUGUCUCAUAUUGUCAAUCGUUGCAUUACACAAAUAACUCAUGAAUGCAUUUAAAACUGUAAUAUGGUAAGUGAACUUGCACUGUUCAUUAACAUUUCCACA
Messenger RNA from Colossoma macropomum (tambaqui), 4731 nucleotides. RefSeq names its product peroxisome proliferator-activated receptor alpha b (gene pparab). The record is from RefSeq and is a predicted model, not a curated record. Gene Ontology annotation, biological process: negative regulation of transcription by RNA polymerase II; regulation of lipid metabolic process; positive regulation of transcription by RNA polymerase II. Gene Ontology annotation, cellular component: nucleus. The transcript has 8 exons. NCBI's taxonomy places the organism in Eukaryota, Metazoa, Chordata, Actinopteri, Characiformes, Serrasalmidae. Gene Ontology annotation, molecular function: nuclear receptor activity; RNA polymerase II cis-regulatory region sequence-specific DNA binding; zinc ion binding. The coding region runs from base 230 to 1633 and encodes 467 amino acids.